GAACUUUAGACUGCGAUUCAGUUCCAAAUCGUGGGCAAAGGGAAGAGCUACAACAUGGGAAACUCAACCCUCUGUUUUCUGAUUUCAUUUGCCCUGCUAGCUUACUACAUCUACACGCCCCUUCCUGACAAUAUUGAAGAAACCUGGAAACUAACAGUCAUUUGUAAUAGUUUUAAGAUUAUGCAUUAUCUGGCUACAUCAACUGAAAUGCUGGGGCUUGCCCACUAUAUGGAUGUUAUUUAUACAAUCACAAAUCAAGGAAACGUGGGACCAAUAUCAGAUGAAAAUGUCACUGUGACAGAUACGACAUUUAAUGGCAUCCCAGUUCGUUUAUAUGUGCCAAAGAGGAAAUCUGAUAAGCUGAAAAGGGGAGUGUUCCACAUUCAUGGUGGUGGUUGGUGUGUAGGAGAUAAAGCCAUGAACGACUAUGAUUUGUUCUCAAGGUGGACAGCGAACCGACUCGAUGCUGUCGUUGUUUCAACCAAUUAUAGGUUAGCACCUAAAUACCAUUUUCCAGUUCAGUUUGAAGAUGUUUAUACGGCUGUGAGGUGGUUUUUACAACGUCAAAUUCUUGAAAAGUACGGAGUGGAUCCGAGCCGGAUUUGCAUUUCCGGAGACAGUGCUGGAGGGAAUUUAGCUGCUGCUGUGAACCAGCAACUGCUAGAUGACCCAGAUGUCAAGAUUAAAAUCAAGAUACAGUCUUUACUUUACCCCGCGCUUCAGUCCCUUGAUAUGGAUUUACCAUCCUACCGGGAAAAUAAGCAUAUGCUUAUUUUGCAAAAAUCACUCAUGGUCAGAUUCUGGAGUGAAUACUUUACCACAGACAGAGCCCUAGAAGAAGCGAUGAUAUCCAGUCGACACGUACCCGUGGAAUCAAGUCAUUUGUUCAAGUUUGUGAAUUGGAGUGCUUUGCUUCCAGAGAAGUUUAAGAAAGGUCAUGUUUAUGCCAACCCGAUUCCAGGAACUUCUGAUUUAGCAAAGAAAUACCCAGGAUAUCUAGAUGUGAGAGCAGCCCCGCUGUUGACAGCUGACACAAGGUUACGCCGCCUACCCCUCACUUACAUCAUGACUUGUCAGCAUGAUGUCUUAAGGGACGACGGCCUCAUGUAUGUCUCACGACUCAGACAAGCAGGGGUCCAAGUAGUUCAUGAGCACGUUGAAGAUGGAUUCCAUGGAAUUCUGUCUUUCCUCAGUUUCCCAACUGCUUUAAAUGUAGGCCUGCGUGUAGGAAAUGAAUACAUCUCUUGGCUGAAGGAGAAUUUAUAGGAGAAGUCCUGAUUGGGUCAGGCUAAUGAUCCAGCCAUCUCAGGAUUCUGCGUCUGGCUGUGGCAACAGAACACUUGGAGGAAGCUUAUGAUAUUCAUUCUUAAAAUUUGGAUACCAUCCUAUUACCCAUGAAGCAUUAUCUAUCAUUAUUUACCUCUUUUCAAGCAUUCCAGCAUCUCUAACAUUUUCUCUAUCAUCUUUAACCCUCCCUCCAAUGACUCGUUAUGGACAUUAUGGGCCAAAAAUUCAACCGAAUCUUUUUUUGAGCAUAUUGAUAUUUUCACUUAGUUUCCAUUAGUGACAUUUUACAUUUUCCAGACUGUCAUCUCCUUUUAGGCAGAAAAGGCAUCUUCCAACUCCGGUGUAUUGUACUCUCCCAAGCACUUAGUAUAGUGCUCCACACACAGUAAUCACUCAAGUAAAUACCACUGACUGAUUGAUAUAUGGAUUGAUUGAUUUUGCCUGCACAAUAUCUUGGAUUAAUAAAUCUCAUGUCUUUUUGAGCCAAUGA
Molecule: messenger RNA, 1777 nt
Organism: Tachyglossus aculeatus (Australian echidna)
Lineage: Eukaryota; Metazoa; Chordata; Mammalia; Monotremata; Tachyglossidae
Product: arylacetamide deacetylase-like
Exons: 5
Coding region: 55-1266 (403 amino acids)
Cellular component (GO): membrane
Molecular function (GO): carboxylic ester hydrolase activity
Source: RefSeq, a predicted model, not a curated record